Molecule: messenger RNA, 900 nt
Organism: Trifolium pratense (red clover)
Lineage: Eukaryota; Viridiplantae; Streptophyta; Magnoliopsida; Fabales; Fabaceae
Product: ribulose bisphosphate carboxylase small subunit, chloroplastic 3-like
Exons: 3
Coding region: 230-748 (172 amino acids)
Source: RefSeq, a predicted model, not a curated record
GGUAAUUAUUGUACUUUUUUUUACAAUUGAUUAAAUCAAUGCAUUGUUCCUAAUUAAACUCUCCCUUCUUAUACUAUUAACACAUCACUCAGUAUCAUUCCUUUCUUCCUUUUGUCUUAACUAUUCUGCCUCCUUAAAAGAUCAAACAUUGAUUUGAGCCAUUCAAAGUUUCAUAGUCCUUUCCUUUGUUUACACUUUUUAAGUCACAACAAACACCUACUUGAAUAAAAUGUCUGCUGGAACAUUUGCAACACCAGUUGCUGGGCCUGGCUUUGUGGGCUUGAAAUCCAACUCGUCAAAUCUUUGGCCCAAUAAUUAUUCCAUUGAAUGGAAAAAGAAGACUGUCUCCAAUGGUUCUAGAAUUCAAUGCAUGAAGACAUGGAAUCCCAUCAAUAAUAGGAAAUUUGAAACACUUUCCUACCUACCACCACUUUCUGAUGACUCCAUUGCAAAGGAGAUUGACUACAUGAUCAAGAAAGGAUGGACCCCUUGCCUUGAGUUUGAUGAGUUUGGGUGUAUUCAUAGAGCAAAUAGCCAGAUGCCAGGAUACUAUGAUGGAAGAUAUUGGACACUAUGGAAGCUACCAAUGUUUGGUUGUAAUGACUCUUCACAAGUGCUUAAUGAGAUUCAUGAAUGCAAACGAACAUAUCCAAAUGCAUACAUAAGAUGCUUAGCAUUUGACAACAAGAGACACAUGCAAUCCAUGGCUUUUAUUAUUCAUAAACCUAAUACCUCCACUAGUACUUAAACCCAUCUUGUUAUAAUAUUUUCUUUUCCAACCCAUCUUGUUGUUUCUCUUCCUUCAUAUUGUUCUAAAAUAGUACUUGUUUUGUGUAAUAUAUGAAUAAAAUGUACUGUUCCUUCUCAAUGCUAUGAGAAAAAUCAACGGUUCAUUAUCAA